Molecule: messenger RNA, 5455 nt
Organism: Aspergillus ibericus CBS 121593
Lineage: Eukaryota; Fungi; Ascomycota; Eurotiomycetes; Eurotiales; Aspergillaceae
Product: DNA topoisomerase 2
Exons: 4
Coding region: 201-5375 (1724 amino acids)
Biological process (GO): resolution of meiotic recombination intermediates; sister chromatid segregation; DNA topological change
Cellular component (GO): nucleus
Molecular function (GO): DNA topoisomerase type II (double strand cut, ATP-hydrolyzing) activity; ATP binding; DNA binding
Source: RefSeq, a predicted model, not a curated record
CGACAACAAACGGCCGACACAAGGUAGCCUAUCUGGGGAAUCGGCUGCUCUCGACAUAACACCCCCUCCAUUUGCUUCACUUUCUUUCUGGCUGGGGGCCUUAAUAUUCCAGCAUUUCCCCGACCUUCCUGUCACUCCUUAUCCUCCCUUAUCUUAUUUUUCCCCGUUAGUCUGCGCGUGCAAGACGCCUCCCUUUCACAAUGGAUGAUUCUAUGAUGGAUUCUGUUUUCGAGGACGAAGGAAGCUCUGACUUCGUCCCUGAGCCCGCGCCGAAGCCUAAGGCGAAGGCAGCCCCCAAGAAGACUGCUACCAAGGCAGCACCGAAGAAGCUCACCCAGACCACCCUCACCGCGAAGCCUGCGGCAAAGGCGAAGGCAGCUUCUAAGAAGCGUGCCAAACCGGACAGCGACGACGACGACAACAUGGACAAUGAUGAUGACGACCACAUGUCGGACGACUCCGUGCUAUCUCACACUCCUCCCAAGAAGGCGAAGAAGUCGGCUGGCCCUACCAAGAAAAGUGGCUCCAAGCCACUCGCCGAUCUGGAAAAUGAAGCAUUUGAAAAUGAUGAUUCCGCCGAACCCUCAAAGAACACCGACGUAUCAGAGAAGUACCAGAAGCUUACACAACUCGAACACAUUAUCAAACGUCCGGAUACAUAUAUCGGUUCUACCGAACGUACGUCACAGCAUAUGUGGGUAUACAGUUCGGAAACAGAGGGGAUGGAGUAUCGUGAGGUCUCCUACGUGCCGGGUCUCUACAAAAUUUUUGACGAAAUUGUUGUCAAUGCGGCCGAUAAUAAACAGAACGAUGCGAAUAUGAGCGAAAUCCGCGUGACGGUUGACCGCGAGUCGGGUGUGAUCAGUGUCUGGAACAACGGCCGUGGUAUUCCGAUUGAGAUGCACUCGAAGGAAAAAAUCUACGUCCCGGAGCUGAUCUUCGGUCAUCUUCUGACCUCAUCUAAUUACGACGACACUCAGCAGAAGGUCACGGGUGGCCGUAACGGUUUCGGUGCCAAGCUCUGUAACGUGUUCUCGACCGAGUUCUCCAUCGAGACCCAGGACUCCCGUCAGAAAAAGAAGUACAGACAAACAUGGACCGACAACAUGACAAAGAUGGGCAAGGCCAAGAUCACCGAGGCCAAGGGGGAGGACUACACCAAGGUCACAUUCCAUCCGGACUACGCCAAGUUCGGCAUGACAGGCAUGGAUGAUGACUUCGAGGCCCUCGUCAAGCGUCGUAUUUACGACUUGGCGGGUACCUCGAAGGUGAAUGUGAAGUUGAAUGGCACUCGCGUCCCAAUUCGCGGCUUCAAGAAGUAUAUGGAGAUGUACACCAAGGCCAUCCGCAGGGAACGUGGAGAUGAUGGCCCGGCGCCAAAGGAUGAGAUCAUCACCUGCUCUCCAGACCCUCACUGGGAGGUUGGUUUCGCUGUGUCCGAUGGCGCUUUCCAGCAGGUAUCCUUCGUGAACUCCAUCGCGACUACCUCUGGAGGUACCCACGUGAACUAUAUUGCCGACCAGAUCUGCAGCAAACUGGCUGAUCAAGUGAAGAAGAAGAACAAGAAUGGUGCCACGUUGAAGACAGCUCAGAUCCGGAACCACAUCUUCAUUUUCGUCAACGCGCUGAUUGUCAACCCGGCGUUCACCUCCCAGACUAAGGAACAAUUGACCACCAAGGCAUCUCAAUUCGGUAGCAAAUGUGUGCUGGAUGAUGAUUUUUUCAAGAAGGUGCUGAAGACCGAGGUCAUGUCAAAUAUCCUGCAUUUCGCCCAGCAGAAGGCCGACCAGAUGCUCAAGAAGACGGAUGGUGGCCGUCGCGCUCGCAUGAACAACCCCAAAUUGACGGAUGCCAACAAGGCAGGCACCAAGGAUGGCCACCACUGCACGUUGAUUCUAACGGAAGGUGACUCGGCCAAGGGUCUGGCCAUGGCUGGACGAGCGGUGGUCGGCCCGGAUCUUUUCGGUGUCUUUCCACUUCGAGGAAAACUGCUCAACGUCCGUGACGCCUCGUUUGACCAGAUCUCGAAGAACCAGGAAAUCCAGAAUAUCAAGAACUUCCUGGGCCUGCAGCACAAGAAAGAGUACACCGAGACCCGCGGUCUUCGGUACGGCCAUUUGAUGAUCAUGACUGAUCAGGAUCACGACGGUAGUCAUAUUAAGGGUUUGCUUAUCAACUUCCUCCAGGCUCAGUUUCCCAGUCUGCUUAAGAUCCCCGAGUUCUUGAUUGAAUUCAUCACCCCCAUCGUGAAGGUAUGGAAGGGUGACCCGAAGAACCCUACCAAGCAGCGCUCUUUCUUCACUAUGCCGGAGUAUGAGGCGUGGAGGGAGGAGCAUCAGCAUGAGCGUGGUUGGGAUCACAAGUACUACAAGGGUCUGGGUACCAGUACGACUGAAGAUGCACAGGUCUAUUUCCGCGACUUGGACCGGCAUCUCAAGGAGUUCCACACCAUGCAGGAUAACGAGGCGGAGUUGAUCGAACUGGCUUUCUCGAAAAAGAAGGCCGAUGAGCGUAAGGAAUGGCUGCGGCAGUUCAAGCCCGGAACCUUCUUGGACCAUUCCGUUUCGAAAAUCACCUACACCGACUUCAUCAACAAGGAGCUCAUCUUGUUCAGUAUGGCCGACAAUAUCCGUUCGAUCCCCUCUGUUGUGGACGGCCUGAAGCCUGGUCAGCGUAAGGUCCUGUACACCUGCUUCCGUCGCAACCUGAAGAAGGAUAUGAAGGUCGUUGAGUUGGCUGGUCACGUCUCAGGUAUGACUGCGUACCAGCACGGUGACACUUCCUUGCAACAGACCAUUGUGGGCCUCGCACAAACCUUUGUCGGGUCUAACAACGUCAACUGCCUGGAGCCCAGUGGUAACUUUGGUAGUCGUCUUCAAGGUGGUUCCGACUGUGCUAGUGCGCGUUAUAUUUACACGCGACUGUCCCCGUUUGCUCGGCGCAUCUUCCAGGCAUCCGAUGAGCCUCUUUUGACCUACAACACAGACGAUGGCAAGACGAUCGAGCCCGAGGUUUACAUGCCCGUGGUUCCCAUGAUUCUGAUCAAUGGUGCGGACGGUAUCGGUACCGGAUGGAGUUCCUCCAUCCCCAAUUACAACCCAGAGGAUGUUGUGGAUAAUUUGAAGCGACUGAUGGAUGGCGAAGAGAUCAAGCCUAUGCAGCCCUGGUUCCGCGGGUUCACGGGUGAGGUCACUGCCAUUGGCGGCGAUCGCUUCAAAUUCAGCGGUAUCAUCAAGGAAACCGGCGAGAAGGAGGUGGAGAUCACUGAACUGCCCAUCCGGACCUGGACUCAGGAUUUCAAGGAUAAGCUUGAGGAUAUCAUCAAGGCGGAGAAGACACCUUCGUUUAUCAAGGACUACCGGGAUUACAACACGCACACCAAAGUCCACUUUGUGAUCCAAAUGGACGAAAAGCACAUGAAGGCCGCCGUCGACGAAGGCUUGGAGGAUAAAUUCAAGCUGACGAAGACUAUCGCCACCACAAACCUGGUCGCUUUUGACCCAGAGGGGCGGAUCACCAAGUAUGCGACCGUCGACGAUAUCCUCAAGGAAUUCUUCACCGUUCGUCUGAAGUUCUAUGAACGCCGCAAGCAAUACCAACUUAACGAACUGCAGAAGGAGCUGGAGAAGCUUAGCAACCAGGCGCGAUUUGUUCAGAUGAUCAUUGAUGGCGACCUGGUCGUGUCGAAGAAGAAGAAGAGCGCUCUGGUCGUUGAGUUGAAGGACAAGGGCUUCAGACCAUUCCCCAAGGUGGCGGAUGCUGCCAAGGCGGGUGAAGUUGAGCCGGCUGCCGAGGACGAGGAGUCAGAAGAGGCAGACGACACCGACAACCUUUCCAACGCCUACGACUACCUGCUGGGUAUGGCUAUCUGGUCGUUGACCCAGGAGCGCGUGGAGCGCCUCCGCCGCCAGAUCGGCGACAAGGAGAUGGAGAUUGACUCCUUGAUCAAGCUCUCGAAGGAGGACAUCUGGAAGCGGGAUCUGGAAGACUUCAUCAACGAAUGGCGCUUCCAGCUCGACGAUGAAGCCCGUCGCCUGCGUAAGGUCGCGAACAUGGGCCGUCGGACUUCCGCCAAGUUGAUGACGACAGCGGGCCGCGGCGGUGCUCGCAAGCGCAAGGCUGCGAAGGAUGAUGACUCGGAUGAUGAAGACUUUGGGGCCCCCAAGACCAAACGAGGCCCGAAGAAGGCCGAGCCGAAGGGCACUCUCAGUAACUUCUUGAAGAAACCAUCUCCCAAGCCUGCUGCGGAUGAUGAGGAUGACGAUGACUUUGAUUUUGACAUGGAGGUGAUGCCGAAGAAGGACCGUGGCGCGACCAAGGCGGCACCCAGGCCGAAGGAAGAAGAAACGGUCGACUCGGACGAGGAAAUUGUGCCGAAGAAGAGUCGGGCCGCGCCGAAGGCUGCACUCAAAGCAAAGGAAGAAGAGUCUGGUGAGUCGGAUGUGGAAAUCGUGCCGAAGAAGAGUCGGGCCGCGCCGAAGAAAGCCAAGGCCGAGGAUACCGAUAGUUCGGAGGUAAAGAAGGCGCCCAAACGGGGCCGACCAGCCGCCAAAGCGAAGGCCAAACCAGCGGAGGAAGAAGAUGAUUUGGACGACGACGAGUUCAUGGAGAUCACCAAGGCUCAGGCCGCAGAGACUGCCAGGCUCGAGCCGGAGCCCAGCCGAGCGCGCAAGCCGGUCAAGUACACGCUGAGCGACUCGGAUAGCGACAACGGCGACGACCUACUGGGCGACGUCAGCAAGAUGGUCAAGGGCAUCGGCGGCACCGCAGGCGGAUCGUCGGACUCCCGACAGCUAUUCUCGGAGCGAUCUGGGCCCGGCGGCAGUUCCGGUCUGGCGGCCAGCUCUAAAACCUCGAAGGUGUCUCCGGAUUUCGACGAGGAUGAGACGGACUACAGCAAGCUGGUGCCACUGAGCUCCCCGCGCCGGUCCCUGCAUGUGAAGCCGAAGGAGACGAAGACGUUGGUUGACAGCGAGGACGAUGAGCCUGUGAAGCCGGCCGCCACCAAGGCCAAGCCGGCCGCCCGGGGUAAGGCUGCGGCAGCUAAACCGGCGGCCAAGCCGCGUGGCCGGCCCAAGAAGGAUGCCACCACGGCCGUUUCCGCCAAGCAGACGACGCUGUCGCCGGCAGCCAAGGCGUACGCUUCCAAGCAGGCCAAGACGACCAGCAAGAAGAAGCAGUUGGCGGACGAUCUGUCAGACGACGACAUUGAUGCGAUGGCCAACGACAUUCUGGACUCUCCGGCGGCACCGAGUCGGCCGUCGCGACGCACGGCGACCACCAAGAAGAAGACCUAUGUGAUUGAUGAUGACAGUGAGGACGACGGCGGUGCGGGAGGCGAUUCGGGGGAUGAUUUUGACGAGGACAGCGAGUAGGAGGGAUGAGCGUGGAGGUAAUAGUUGUUUCGUAUUUGUGUAGUUAGUGCCCUGGAUGCAAUACACUGGAUUAUCUUUUG